This is a messenger RNA of Macrosiphum euphorbiae (potato aphid), 609 nucleotides long. NCBI's taxonomy places the organism in Eukaryota, Metazoa, Arthropoda, Insecta, Hemiptera, Aphididae. The record is from the annotation of a GenBank genome assembly.
AUGAUAGCGAUGCUGUAUAACAUAAAAUUUGAAUACAUCGAAGAAGUAAAAAUAACGUUUCUUUUGCCUGGUCAUACCUACAUGCCGGUGGAUUCCGUGCAUGCCACAAUAGAGCGUUUUAUAAGAAAUAAGACCGUGUGGGCACCUAGUGAAUGGUCACCUUUAAUUAGAAAUUCACGAAUAAAUCCUUCUCCAAUUGAAGUUCGGAAUGUACAGUACUCAGAUUUUAAAGAUUGGAAAACAUUAGCUAAACAAUAUUUUGCUCUAAAUUUAAAAACUACAGACAAGGAAUUGAUUCAAAUAACUAAAGUGAAAUCAUUUAUUUUUAACAAACCUUUAAAUGGAGAUCACAACGUAAAAGUAUUUUUCACUUACUGCGCUGACGAAGAACCAAAAACAUUAAAAGUUAAGAAAAAAAACAUCGGCAUUAAUCCAACACAGUUAUACGGGGAGAGUUUACCAAUUUCAAAAGAAAAACUAACCGACCUUUUAAAAUUAUGUACCGAUGGCAUCAUACCCCACAACUUUCACGAAGAAUAUUUACGCAUGCAAUCAAACCACGAUAUAAGUGAUAUUUUACAAGAGACUGACGAAGAAGACUCAGACUAG